AUUGAAAUUAGCGCAGAGAAAAAAAAUUAAUAAUUAGGCGCGAUUAUAAUAUCUAUAGAAUAUGGACUCUGCGGUAUUAUGUUUUUUAUGCACCAAAGACAGCAACCAGAAUAACGAAUUUUACGACGUAAGCAAUGCUGUGGUACCAGCAUCGCAAAAGCCACUUCAUAUAGUCUUACAACAUUUGGCGAAUCGUAUUAAAUUCAAAUUAAUCUUCCAAAAUGGAACGUUCGUUUGCAGUGAAUGCUUUAAGGAGCUGAGUGAUUAUGAUAAUUUAAUGCUCAAUCUGCUCACAUCUCAAAAACUUUUAACUAACCGAUUACAAAAUGCUUUAAACGAUAAGCCCGAGGUAGUAUCGGAAGAUGGUCAGGAUUACGAAAUUGAAUUGGAAGUUGAAGAAGAUGCAACAAUAGAAGAUGCUUUUAAUCCGGAAUUAGAUACAAAAGAAGAACUAAUUGAAGUCGAUGAUAAUGUUAUCGUAGAAGAGUUCAUAGAUGACGGAUCAAAUAAUAGCAAUAUUCCUACAUCAAAUGAUGAAACCGAAAACGUAGCGGGAGAACGAAAACGCUGUAAAAGAGAAUGCUUGGCCUGUGAAGAGGUAUUCAAAUCAAAUUAUCAAUUACAAAAUCACAUCAAUGAAGUGCACAACAAUAGACAAUUCAUAUGCAAGAUAUGCGGGGUAGCACGUAAAGACGAGGAAUACUUGGAAUUGCAUAUGAAUAUACAUCAGGGUAAGACAGAGAACCAGUGUCGCUAUUGUCCCAAGGUAUUUUCACGUCCAGUAAACACAUUACGACAUAUGCGCAUUCAUUGGGACAAAAAGAAAUUUCAAUGUGAGAAAUGUGGUGAACGUUUUUCAUUAGACAACAUGCUUUACAAUCAUAGAUUGCGGCACGAGGCUGAAGAAAAUCCGGUUAUAUGUAAUUUUUGCAAUCAAUCUUUUAAAUCGCGCAAAACUUAUAACCAUCAUCUUUUAAUUCAUCAAACAAAUCGACCCCGCCAUCAUUGUCAUCUAUGCCCGAAAUCAUUUACUGAACGAUACACUUUGAAGAUGCAUCUAAAAACACAUAACGAUAGCAAUACCCCUACUCCUGUUGACACAAAACCCGGCGACUUUAAAGAAACCGAAGCAGCCAUAAAUAUAUUAGUUGAGAGCAUUGACAGAGAAUUUCAAUGCGUUAUUUGCAAUCUGAAGUUUGAAAGUAAAUCGGCCCAUGUACAACAUUUACAGGAAGAGCAUGAUGUUAUUCCAUAAAUAAAAUUCAAAAAAUAUUCGUGUUUUAAAUAUCGUUCUUUUUUGCAAUUUUAUUUGUUUACAUAAUUCUUGCAAGGUAAUAAGCAGAAAACUGCCGACCAAUUGCAUCGUAUGAAUUAAUAAGUUCGAUAGUUUAUCUCGAUUAAUUGAUCGAAAUAACGGUCCUUGAUUUUAUUGAUACCUUUAUUUUAAGUUAUAGAUAUGCACAUUUCUUCGAUAAUCAGUGGCGAUUAAUCAUACGUCUUACCGCUAAAAAGCCGGUUGCAAAUUUACUUCAUUUUAAUAAAAAUCUGUUUAAUGCAAGACACCGCGUUUUUCAUUCUUAGUAAAUUACAUAGGCUUCGGAAGUAACACAUUCUAAAUAGUGUACAUGUUAUGUGAAAUAUCAAUAACUUCCCAUGAAAGCACAGAAGCAAUUAAUUAAUGGUAAUAAUUAAUAUCAUGA
This is a messenger RNA of Glossina fuscipes, 1700 nucleotides long. Its product is annotated as serendipity locus protein delta-like. Gene Ontology annotation, biological process: regulation of transcription by RNA polymerase II. Gene Ontology annotation, molecular function: DNA-binding transcription factor activity; RNA polymerase II cis-regulatory region sequence-specific DNA binding. The record is from RefSeq and is a predicted model, not a curated record. The transcript has a single exon. NCBI's taxonomy places the organism in Eukaryota, Metazoa, Arthropoda, Insecta, Diptera, Glossinidae. The coding region runs from base 62 to 1255 and encodes 397 amino acids.